This is a messenger RNA of Plasmodium vinckei vinckei, 2322 nucleotides long. RefSeq names its product aldehyde reductase, putative. Gene Ontology annotation, molecular function: oxidoreductase activity. NCBI's taxonomy places the organism in Eukaryota, Apicomplexa, Aconoidasida, Haemosporida, Plasmodiidae. The record is from RefSeq and is a predicted model, not a curated record. The coding region runs from base 1 to 2322 and encodes 773 amino acids. The transcript has a single exon.
AUGAAAAAUGAUGAAAAUAAAAAAGAACAUUGCAAAAUAAAUGGGGAAAAAAAGGUAGAAGAAAUAUUAAGAAGAAAACCUAUUUUGAUGUAUCUUAUAAAAAAAGGUACACACAACAAGUUGAUUAAAAAUGUUGAAAAAAAAAUUACAAAAGUAAUUUUAUUUACAGCUAAUUUUAACGAGCCAAAUGAAAAUAUUUAUGAUAUAGUAAAUAAAAAAGGAUUUGAAAAUGGACCAAAUAAUAAGGAAAGUUUAGUAUAUAGUAUGGGUAAGGAUCAAGAAAAUGUGGAAAAUAAAAUGAAAGGAGAAAAUGAGGAAAACCAGACUUCAUUAUAUAAUAACAAUAUAAAUAAAGAAGAUGAUGUGACAUAUAAAUAUGUUGAAGAAAUGGAAUCUAAAAAAAUAAAUAUUAAUGGUGUUGAGAUAAAUUAUAAAGUAUAUAAUUUAGAAGAAGGAAUAUAUUUAAUAGAUAAUGAAAAUUAUGAAAAGGUAAAAAGUUUAUGGAAUAAAGAUGAGUUAAAAAAAGCAAAAGAAAAUUUUGAAAACAGUUUUGAUAUAAAAAAACAAGGUAUCAAAGAUGAAGAUUGGAUUAUGCUACCAUUAGAUUAUGAUGAAAACAAAAAUAUAAAAUUAGUAAAAGCAGAUUUUGAUAAUCCAUCAUAUGAUUAUAUAUUGACAUAUUAUGAUAAAGAAAGAAAUUAUUAUUGGGAAUAUAAAAGAAGAAAUUAUUAUAAAAUGUUUAAAAAUACUAGUGAUGAAAUACCACCAUAUAAAUCUGAAUUGGAAAAAGAUAAAAGAUUUUAUAGUAAAGAAAUAAUUAUACCUAAAAAGACAUUAGAUAAUAAAAUAUUUAGACAACCUAUGUUAAGUGAUGUAUUGACAAGUGGUUAUAGUAAAGAACCUAUUGGAUUAGAAUCAUGGAGAUAUGUAAAAUAUCCAUAUGGAAAUUUAAUAAAACCUCAAAAAUAUAGUCAAUUAUAUUGUAUUAAAAAAAAUGGUAAGGAUAAACCAGAUAUGAGAUAUCAUUAUUUAGGUAAUAGUAAUAUAGCUGUUUCAGAAAUUUGUUUAGGAACUAUGAAUUUUGGUAAUUAUGUUGAUGAAAAAUUAGCACAUGAAUUAUUUAAUUAUGCUUAUGAAGAAUUUCAAGUUAAUUUUUUUGAUACUGCUGAAAUAUAUCCAUUACCUGUUAAAGAAAAUUAUUUUGGAUUAUCAGAAAAAAUAUUAGGAAAUUGGAUUGAAUCUAAGGGUAAGGCAAAUAGACACAAAUUUGUUAUAGCAACAAAAAUUUGUGGUAGGACUGACAAAAUUCCAUGGGCAAAAAAGUACAAAGCAAAUACAGAAAACUCACAAAAUGAUAAUUAUCAAUCUAUAUCAGAUAAAAAUAAAUCAUAUGAACAAAAAGAAAUGACACCACUUGAUAAAUUAGAAGAAUUAAAAAAAAAAGAACAAUUGUAUUUAAAAAAUGAUAAAGAAGAGCUAGAAAAAUUAAAAAUAUAUGAAAAAAAAAAAUUGGAUGAAGAAAGAAAUAAUAAUACUAUAACAUUAAGUAAGGAAAAUAUAAUAUCUAGUGUAGAUAAUAGUUUGAAAAGACUUAAAACGAAUUAUAUAGAUUUAUUACAGUUACAUUGGCCUGAUAGAUAUUAUCCAAAUCAAUCCUCAGGUGAUUAUAGUGAUGUAUUAUAUGAUUAUACAAAAUAUUAUGAUGAUUUUGUUCCAUUUGUUGAACAAUUAGAAGCAUUAAAUGAGUUAAAAAAAAAAGGAAAAAUAAGAGAAUGGGGAUUAAGUAAUGAAACACCAUUUGGGGUUUUAAAAUUUUAUGAACUUUGUAAACACUUACAUAUAUCUCCUCCUGUAUCUGUCCAAUUAGAAUAUAAUUUAUUAUGCCGUAAUAAUCUUGAAAAAGGAUUUCCUGAAAUAUGUAGACCACAAAAUACAAAUAUUUCUUUAUUAGCAUAUUCUCCAUUAUGUGCUGGUAUAUUAACAGGAAAAUAUCUUGAAUAUACAGAUUAUACAACAAAAGGAAGAAUUCUACAUUUCCCAUCUUAUAUGAAAAGACUAAGAGGAUCUAUAGCGACAUAUAUAAUAAGAGAACUAUAUUAUUUAAGUCAAAAAUAUUAUUUUCCAAAUUUAACAGUUGCAGCAUUAAAAUGGGUGUAUACUAGACCUUUUAUUACAUCUACUGUUAUUGGGGUUUCAGAUUUUUUACAGUUGAGAGAAAACUUAUAUUCACUAACACAAAAUGUUCUUUUUACGGACAAACUAGAACGAGAAAUAAAUGCACUACACUGGAAAUUUAGGGACCCCAUUCGAAUUAUCCAAUAA